This is a messenger RNA of Rodentolepis nana, 837 nucleotides long. The record is from the annotation of a GenBank genome assembly. Lineage: Eukaryota; Metazoa; Platyhelminthes; Cestoda; Cyclophyllidea; Hymenolepididae.
AUGCCAUUAGAACCCGAAUCUGAACUGUUCGACCUAGUUGGUGUGAUUCGAGCAUGGGCCAUUAAUUCCUUCGUGGAGUCCGCGGAUAGCAAGACUCGAAAACAAGUUUGUAUCACUGGUAAAGGUGUUGGAAAUUUGGGAGUGGAAAUUGUCUGGGAUGAUAUUGUCAGUUGGAGUGAGCCUCCAAACUACGAAGACAAGAAAUCAUUUCAACUUCCGAAAUGUCACGCUCUUUUUUCAACUGCAUAUAGGAAUGGAACCGAUGGGGUACAGGAAUAUAAUUUCCGAACUGAUCGAUCAACGCGAUCAACCGCUGAGAUUGAGAUAACCAAAGGAUUUAAUGCCCACAAGGAGAUUGGGGUAAAAUUGCAGCUGCCAGAGCAAAUCCUGGAAGCAAGUGCUGGCUUUUCACAAGAAAUUUCUCUUUCGAAAGCCACUCGACAAAGUGUUGACGAAGAAAUGUCCUGGGGGGUAGACACCCGUGUUGAAGUCCAACCACAAUCAACCGCCAAUGUGCAGGUGAAUGUGAUUGAACAUCAAAUGACCUGUCGGUUUAGUGUGAACACUCGUCUUCGUGGUCGCAUUCGAGCUGUUUGCGUAGAUAGAAGAAAGAACAAUGCCUUCCUAAUGAGUAUUGAAAAUGAUUUAGGUGACGUUGUUAAAGCUCACCUGGACAAAAUUCGAGCUCCCACAGCCCAGAAACCCACCAACGUCAAGGUUGAGGGCAGCUCCACACCGAAAACGGUGAUCAUAACAACUGAGGGCAAAUGUGCCUUCCGUUUUGGUGUCAAACAAGAGGUGGAGGUGACCCAAGUGCGAGCACCUUAUCCAAAAUAA